AUGACGACAGCCCAUCGUCCCACCUUUGAUCCAGCCCGAGGCAAAGACGCCGCUCGCGGCGAAGCAUAUCAUCAGCGCCUACUUCCUGCUCACAAAUCUCUCAAGUACCGGCAAGCAGCACAGGGCGCACCCGAUGAGCAAGCGCGGAGAGAUCUACGAGCUGAGCUGUUGCAAAGCGAGGCGAAGCACUACGCGCAGAAGGAAGGUCGAACACUGCCCGAGGAUGAAGACGAUGAUGGCGUAUCGAAGGUUAUUAGCGAGAAGGAGCGACUACGGAUAGAAGAUGCGGACGACAGUGGUUUAGAUGGCGAUCCGGACGAAGACUACGAAGCCAAGAAACGGCGCGUAUUGGAAGCAACCCGUGAUAUUGACGCCGACUCUGCAUCGUCGGAAGACGAUAAGGAUGACGACGAGGAUGACUCAGAAGAUGAGGAGGACGAGUCAGCCGCACUUAUGGCUGAGCUCGCAAAGAUCAAGGCCGAACGGGCUGAAGCUGCUGCUAAGGCCGCCGCUGAACAGGCGAGAAAGGACGAGGAGCAGCGGGAGAAGGAUAUAGCUUUGGGUAAUCCGCUCCUUAAUGCGAGAACGGAGGAGUAUGGAGUGAAGCGGCGGUGGGACGAUGAUGUGGUCUUCAAGAACCAGGCGCGAGGCACUGAAGAGAGGGGGAAGGAAAAGCGGUUUGUGAACGAUCUGCUGCGGAGUGACUUCCAUCGGAGGUUUAUGGAUAAGUAUGUGCGGUGA
Baudoinia panamericana UAMH 10762 is the source of this 741-nucleotide messenger RNA. RefSeq lists its product as uncharacterized. The transcript is spliced from 2 exons. Bases 1 to 741 code for a protein of 246 amino acids. Gene Ontology annotation, cellular component: catalytic step 2 spliceosome. Gene Ontology annotation, molecular function: RNA binding. The record is from RefSeq and is a predicted model, not a curated record. Gene Ontology annotation, biological process: mRNA cis splicing, via spliceosome. NCBI's taxonomy places the organism in Eukaryota, Fungi, Ascomycota, Dothideomycetes, Mycosphaerellales, Teratosphaeriaceae.